AGAACCCUUUUAUUAUAAAUAUGGUAGGGUCAUUUUAAGAUAAGGAUCAUUUAUAUUUAAUAUUAGAUUAUCUGUCUGGAGGUGAUCUUAGAUAUCAUUUAUUAUUGAAUAAAACAUUUAGAGAAGAAUAGAUAAGUAUGUAUUUAAACACUAAUAGAAUUUUUUAUUGCUUGUAUAAUUCUUGGAUUAGAAUACAUUAACUAAUAUUAAGUUAUUCAUAGAGAUAUCAAGCCAGAAAACUUAGUUUUAGAUUGUAAAGGAUAUCUAAAAAUUACAGAUUUUGGGAUAGCGAGAAUUUAUAAAAAUGAAAAUAGUAAUGAGACUAGUGGUACACCUGGUUAUAUGGCACCUGAAAUAAUUCUCAAAUAAAAUUAUAAUUAUUCAGUUGAUUUUUAUGCAAUUGGUGUAAUAUGUUAUGAAAUGAUAACUGGAAAAAGACCAUAUCUUGGAAGAACAAAAAAAGAAAUACGUGAUGAAAUGUUAGGAAAAUAGGCAUAAUUAAAUGCAAAAGAACAUUUGUAAUAUUCUUUUAAUCUUAUUGAAUUUACUAAUAAAUUACUUAUGAGAAAAUAAUAAAAUCGUUUGGGUUAUUAAAAUGGAAUAAAAGAAUUAAAAAAUCAUAAAUUAUUUCAAUCAUUUUAAUGGGAGAAAUUGAUGAAUAAAACUAUGAUAGCUCCAUAUCAACCUAAAUAGGAAGAUAAAACAAGACCUUGUUAAAAAACAAGUGAUUCAUAAUAAACUUUAUUUAAUGAAUAACUUAAAUAACUUAAAUUUAAAGAAAUCCAAAUGCUUUUUGAUGGAUACACAUAUUUGAGUGAAGAAAAGAUUAUCUGA
Paramecium sonneborni is the source of this 834-nucleotide messenger RNA. NCBI's taxonomy places the organism in Eukaryota, Ciliophora, Oligohymenophorea, Peniculida, Parameciidae. The record is from the annotation of a GenBank genome assembly.